AAGAAAUUCAUGUAAAAGAUAAAAAAAAUGUUUCAAAAUGUUUUGCAUUAAAAAUGCACUAAAAAAAGUAAUGAUAAUUUGGCUUGCGGAAUGGUGGUACGAGUGGUGAUGAAGCUGAAGCUGUUGACGAGACUUUAGACUGAUCUAGGUACUUUGACCCUUGGCCAAAUUAAUUGUAUAAUCAAUCAUCCACAUGAAAAAAAUCAUCAUUUUAUUUUAAAUAUAUAUUUUAUAAAUAAAUAUUUACAAGAAAAUUCAUCUACUUUUUUUUUUUGGUUUUUUUUCUAUACAUAAUUAUUUGUGUGUAAUUAAAAUAAAAUCUGUGGAGUGAUUGAUUAUAUAGAAAAAAAAAUGAAAUUAAAUUGACAAGGGUCGCAUUUAGAAUAAUGCACUUAUUUUUUUGUGCAAGCCUCGAUUCAUCCACCCUUUUACAUUUUUAACCCUUUUAUUUAUUUUUCUUUUUUUCUUCAAGCCAUGACCUUGUUUUCACAAAGACAAUGAUAUAAACGUUCCUUUCUUUAUCUUUUUCUUUAUCUUUUUUUUUUAUCUCACCCUAUUCUUUUUAUUAUUAUUAUUACUACUAAUUGAGCCACUAGUUUUUUUUGUUUUUUAUUUAAAUGACACUCGAGAGAGUGAUCAAGUGGCUCUUUCAUUGAUUUACAAUUAUUAUCUCGUUUUUUUGUUUUUUUUAUAUAUAUUUUUUAAAAUAUAAGAUAAUAAUAAUAAUAAAUGUCUUUGGGCUGAGACAAUUAUUGUGACACGUUAUGUCUCUCAGCCAAGUACGACGAGUUAGUGAUGAUGAUGAUGAUGAUUUUUUUUUUUUUUUUGAAUAAUUAAAAUUUUAAAAAAGCAAAGUUAAUGAGCAAGUUUUUUUUAUUUUUGAAAAAUUUUAUAUUAUGUUUCUGCAAAUGUGCAGCAUUUUUUGGAUAAUUAAAAAAAAUUUAAGAAUCAGUUUUUAAAUAAAUCCAUAAAUCAUCAACAACAUCACCGCACUUAUAUAUAUUUUUUUAUUUAAAAAUACAAAAGAAACAAAAAAAAUAAUAAAAAAAUAAACUUCAGUGUGAGUGUAGAAAAUAAAUACAAACAAACAAACAAACAAAUCAUACCAUAUAAUAAUAAUAGAAAUAAUCCAUAGUAUUUAUUUAAAUGAAAAUAAACUGCAAAACCGAAUUGAUUAUUUAAAUAAAAAAAAAAAAUAAAUAAACAACGAUGUGUCUCCCCUUUUACCGCAUCGUCUUAUAUUUUAAUCAAAUUAUAUAUAUAUUUUCUUUUUUCAUAAUAAUUUGUUAAAUUUGUCCCGGGCUAAAGAUUUUGGUUGAAAAAAAAAAAAAAAAAUAUUAAAUAUAAAUAAUUAUAUAAUAAAAAUAAAAAGUGUCAAAUAAUUUUUAUGUAUGAACCAGAUGUAUUCGAAAACCAGAUGUCUCAAUAAACAAUUGUAUGUGAAUUACCUUUUUAAUUGAAAUUGAAUAUACAUUUAUUUUUCAUGAAAAGUUUAUAAUUAUUAUUUGUACAUGUAUACCUAAGAAUAAUAAAUUAAAUAAACUAAAUAAACCAAGAGUCCAAGACAAGAUAAAUAGGAAGAAUUUCAAGCAAAAACCUUGACCAACAUAAUGUAUAUUUUUUAUCUUUGCUCUAGUUAUUAUAAUUAUUAUUUAAUUUCAAGUAUCAACAGCUCUUAAAAUUUAAGAAUUUGCAGCUAAUAAACAAUAUUGAUUGAAAUAAUAAUCAAAAAAAUAUAUUGCCUGAUAUUAUAUUAUUUAAAAAAAUAAAUAAAUAAAAAUUUCUAUUGCAUAACAGCUUGUGUAAUACAAGGGUGGGUGGAUGGGUGGCUGCUGUGUGCUUUGAGGGGGAUGAAAAAUAAAUAUAAUAUACACUUUGUUGCGUGCGCCGUUCGCGCAUCUAAAUGUGAUGGUGGUGAUGGUGAUGAUGAUGAUGAAGGCAGAGCAAAAGCAGAGUGCCAAGCAGACUCACUUUGUAGAUAGAUCAUAUAUACUAAAAAAAACUGCCAAGAUUAACUUUGCGUUGAAAUAUUUGUUUGUUUCAUCAUAAGGGUGUGUGCGUGUGUGUUUGUGAAAUUUAUUAUUUGUUUAUUUAAAAAACAAAAAUAAAAAUAGUAUACAUAUAUUCAAGUAUGUUUAUUAUAAUUAAUAUAUAUUGUUGUAAAUUUCAGUGAUAAGUGAAUGAAAUUUGAGAAAGUUUUUUAGGAAAUAAUAGUUAUCAAUCAAGAAAAUUUAUUUUUUUUAUUUUCAUUAUUUUUUUAUAUAUAUAUAAUGACUGAUGGAAAAUUAUAACGAUGAUCUCUCGGAUCAAUUUGACUCUUAUUUUUUGGACUUGGAAUAGACACUGACGAUAUGGACACAAUAUGGCUUCGGUACUGCGGCAUGCCUCUGGGAGUUGUUGUUUCGUCUCACCUGCCAUUAUUAUCAUCAUCUUUCUGUUACUUUGUUCACGCUCAAUCACAGGCCGUGAGGUAAUUGAUGCGCCACUGCCACAGCAAAAUUUUGUACCAUCCUUAUCGCCUCCACCACAACUACAACCACCACCACCACCACCGGGACCUAUCACCACUGCCAAAUCUCCAAGAUGUGAUCAGACAUUUGUCAGUGUACACGGUGGUCCACAAAAUGGAACAUUUAAUGCUCCAAUUUUGAUAAAUGCCAAGGGAGAAUCACAGCAAUGUGUUUACACAUUUCUUGCAGCAUCAAAUCAACGAGUGGAAAUUAUUUUUACAACAUUUGGCCUUCGUGGCACACCACCAGAUGGAUCUGCUGUUGGGGAAUUACCUGGAUGUGUUCACGAGUAUAUGGAUAUAUAUACUCAAAUACGAUCAGAAAAUGCAACAAAGCUCAUUGAAUCACCAUUUGGUGGUCGUUAUUGCGGACCCAUACCACCAAGAAAACGUAUAUCAUUUUUUCAAGGCAUUGCAUUGAGUUUUUUUACUGAUAAAAAUACAACUGGAGAAAAUUUAUUUAGUGGAAAAUAUGCAUUCAUAAAUGCCUCUGAAUUUGAAGUUGGUACACCAGCACCAAAUGCACCAUGUUCAUUUAUGAUAAAUUCAACUUUAAAACGUACUGGAAAUAUUUUAACACCAACUUAUCCAGGAACUUAUCCAAAAAAUCUUGUAUGUACUUAUAAAUUUUAUGGAGAACCACGACAGCGAGUUAGAAUUGAAUUUCGUGAUUUUGAUCUUUUUUUUGGUGGUCCACACUGUCCAUUUGAUUAUGUUAAAGUUCUGGAUGGACUUGAUGAAAAAUCACCAGUUAUUGGUACUUAUUGCGGACAACAAAGAAAUCUCGUUUUAUAUUCUUCACAAUCAAAUCUUACUGUGCUAUUUGUGACACUAAAACGUUCAGCAAAUACACAAAAUCGUGGUUUCAAAGGAAUAUUUGAAUUUUCAGAAAGCUUUGUUCAACUGGAUUUCAUCAAUAAAUCUGGAGGUACACAUAUUAGAGGAUCAGAAUGUGAUCAAAAAAUAUUAAGUCAAAAAGAAUCAUGGGGUCAUGUUGUCAGUCCAAAUUAUCCUUAUCCUUAUAUACCAAAAGUUGUUUGUCGUUAUUUUAUUUAUGGUAUGCAAGAUUCACAAAAUCUCGAACGUGUUAAACUUGAAUUUUCAGCAUUUGAAAUAUCAAAAAUUGAAGGAAAAGGAGAAAGUUCAUCAUGCACAGAUGGAUAUUUAAAAAUAUAUUUAAAAGGCCAAGAAGCAACUGAUUCUUAUGAUAAAUUUGAUUAUGAAAUGUGUGGCAAUGAAAGUAAUCCAAGUCACGUUAUGAGUGAUGGACCACGUCUUGUUAUGGUAUUUAGCAGUGGUGAGCUCAAACAAGGCAAAGGUUUCAAAGCAAAGUAUACAUUUGAGACUGAAUACAUGAUACCUGGUACUGCAUCACCAGAUGGUACUUGUACAUUUACCUAUCGUAGUUCAUCAAAAAAAAAAGGUGAUUUUAAUUCACCAAGAUAUCCAAGCAAUUAUCCAAGUGAUACUAAUUGUACAUACUUAUUUUUAUCAACACCAAAUGAACAAGUAACCAUUGUCUUUGAUCAUUUUAAAGUUAGAACAAGAAAUACAAAUAUAACAAGUGGUCAUUAUGGAUCAGAAUUGUGUCAAGAUGAUUGGCUUGAAAUAUACAACAUGUAUCAUGAUGGUACAGAAACAUUGAUUGGUCGUUAUUGUUCAAUGACUGCACCUGGACCAGUUGAAUCAAAUCUUGGUGCACUUGGUCUUAAAGUUAUUCUUCACUCAGAUUUACAACAUGUUUACAGUGGCUUCAAGGCACACUAUACAUUUGAUGUUGCUAAAUCAAUAUUUGGAGAUUGUGGUACAAACAUCAGUAGUCUUGAUUAUGGUGUUAUAACAAGUCCAAAUUUUCCAAAUAAAUAUCCUGGUCCACCAAAACAUAUGGCAAGUAAAACAUGCAAUUGGUUCAUCAGUGUUCGUCCAAACCACAAAAUAUUAUUAAACUUUGAAAUGUUUUCCGUUGAAGGAGAACAAUCUGCAAGAGGUUGUCCAGCAGCUGUAUUACGAAUGUGGAUUAGUCCAACAUCAGAUCCAAUUGAACUAUGUGGUGCAAAAGCACCAGAAAUAAGCUGGAGUCAUUUAUCUGAUGAUAAUAAUAUGCGAUUAAGUUUUAUAUCAUCCGACAAGGCUGUUGGUCAACUUGGUUUUCGUGCUGUUUGGACUGAGGUAUCAAUGACAAAUGAAUGUGAACCAGAUGAAUAUCAUUGUGAUAAUAGUCGUUAUUGCAUAAGUGCCAAUCUUAGAUGCAAUAAAAUUGACAAUUGUGGACCUGAGGAUCUUUCCGAUGAAGAAAAUUGUGUAAUUGUGGUACAAUCACAAAGUUAUGCUGUACCAGCAGCUUGUGCUGCAGCAGCAGUUACAAUUGCAUUGGCAUUAUGUAUGCUGUGUCAUAGAAAGCUCAAAAGACGUGCCCAGGAAGUACACAUUGAUGAUUUACAACAACAAGUUGAAGAUGUACGUUAUUGUUAUCAUCAUCAUCACAGUUUAUUGCAACAUGCAACAGAUAUACACUCGACUUAUGCUGCUCAUCAUGCUCAUACACACAAUUACAACAAUGAUAUUAAUCAACAACAUCAACAGCAACAGCAACAAGAACAUCAACAUCAACAUCAACAUCAUCAUCAUCAGCAUCAACACCAACAUCAACAUGUAUUUAAUUUGGAAGAAGCAAAUCAACCAAGUCCACCAAGUGAUGAUGAUGAUAGUGACGUUGAUGAACAUGUUUGUGCUGAAGAAACAAGUAGUCCAGAGACACCGUGACCAAUUUAUCAUUUGGUAAUUAUUAUUAUUGAUAAAUCAAUUGAAUAUUUUAUUAAUUUUAUAAUGUCAUGUGGAUUGGCUAAAUCAUAUCAUUCCAAAUGACAUUUUUCUAUCAAAAACAAAGAAGUAAAAUAAAUUUUAAUGCCAAGAGUUAAUAAUUUAUUAUAAUAAUUAUUAUUGUUGUUGUUAUUGUUGUUAUCGAAUAAAAGGUCAAAGUUAAAAAUAAAAAAAGAAAUGUUUUUUCUUUAAAGAAAUAUCAAGUAUAUCAAAGCCAAUCCACAUAAUAAUUAAUAACAAAUUCAAUUGCCAAGCUAGCAAUAAACUUGAUAAUCAAUUGUGUGUAAAUCCUGGCACUCAAAUUAUUAUUAUUAUAAAUUAAUAAUUUAAUUAUACAUAUAUAGGUAUAUACAAACGGAAUAGAAAAAUAAAUAAAAUAAUUGAAUGAAUGUUAAUGAAUGAUGCGGAAUUAUCAGCUUGAUCACAUUUUUUUGAUAUACUUAAUGCUAUAUAAUUUUUUAAAUUGAUUUAAAAAAAAUAAAAAGUAGGCUGGUACCUACUUGUGCUUGUAUUGAUCAUUUUUUAUAAAUAAUAAAACGCGUGCAUUCAAUCUUUUUUAUAUUUAAUAAAUAAAUAAAAUUAAUAAAUUAAUAAAUAAUAGGAAUAAUAAACGCGAUGUAUAUUUUCCCCUAGCAACAAUAAAUAUUAUUAUUAAUUUUUAUUUUUGUUGAUGACACGUUGCUUUUCACACCGACGAUAUUAAUAGUUAAUAAAAAAAAUAUACGUCAUUUCCGCAUCAAAUUUUCGUUGAAUGAAUGAAUAUUUAUAAAAAUAAUAAAAAUACGUGUUUAGAAUUAUAGAUAUAUAUAUUAUUAACAUGUUGGUCUAAAUUUUAAAAAAUCAUGUAAUUAUUCCAAAUUAAAUUAGAUAACAUUGAAAAAAAAAAAAUAGGUAUACAGGGUCCAUUUCGAGGGCCUGGCCAGUCAUUUUAAUUAGCCAAUAAUUAUUCAUCGCAUGAUUCAUGGCAUUUUAAACAUUUCAUAUUUUAUAAAGAUAAAAGCAAAAUAAAAAUUUAUAUUGCUAAUUUGCUAUUAACGAUCCAUUUGUUUUGUUUUUUUUUUUUUUUUUUUUCAUAAAUAAAUUUUCAAAAUUCUAAAUGAAAAUGAAAAAAAAAAAAGAAAAAUACUUAUUGCUAGUUGAUUGAUUGAUGAUUAAAAAAAUUAAAAAAAUACCAAUUGUAAUAGAUUUAAUUAAUAAUAAUAAUAAUAAUAAAUAACAUUAAUCGCUGCCAUUGGAGCUAUACCAAAGUAUAUUCUAAACUAUAAUUAAUAAUAAUGAUAUAUAUGAAAAUAUUUAAUUGAUGCACUGGCUAGAUAAUUAAAUAUUAAUUAAAUAAUAUUGAUAUAAUGAUUGUUGAAAAGUAAUUAAUUGUGUAAUGAUGAGGGAGCAAAUAAAAAAAAAAAUAUUAACAGGUGGUGAAAUUAUAAAAAUUAUAAUUUGAAUACAAAAUAAAAAUAAAUAAAAUAAAAAAACACUUGCUCAUCGCAUUGAAUAUUUUUUCUUAUGCGCGAAUUUUCACGUUUUAUAGUACUUAAAAUAAUAUUAAAUUAUAAAAAAAGUAAAAAAUUGUAAGGAAAAAUAAUUUUAAAAAAAUUCAAAAACAUAUGCAAGGAAAUUAUAGAAUUUCAAAUAAUAAUUUACAGAUAUUAUUAUUUAAUGAAUAUGUAAUGCACCAUCUGCAAAAAUAAAUAAUUCAAUAAAUUAAUUAAUAAUAAUAAAGAAAAA
Messenger RNA from Aphidius gifuensis, 7054 nucleotides. Its product is annotated as tolloid-like protein 1. The transcript has 16 exons. The record is from RefSeq and is a predicted model, not a curated record. NCBI's taxonomy places the organism in Eukaryota, Metazoa, Arthropoda, Insecta, Hymenoptera, Braconidae. Gene Ontology annotation, cellular component: plasma membrane. The coding region runs from base 2363 to 5272 and encodes 969 amino acids. Gene Ontology annotation, molecular function: protein binding.